Molecule: messenger RNA, 4041 nt
Organism: Eleginops maclovinus (Patagonian blennie)
Lineage: Eukaryota; Metazoa; Chordata; Actinopteri; Perciformes; Eleginopidae
Gene: aopep
Product: aminopeptidase O (putative)
Exons: 19
Coding region: 181-3057 (958 amino acids)
Cellular component (GO): nucleolus
Molecular function (GO): zinc ion binding; metalloaminopeptidase activity
Source: RefSeq, a predicted model, not a curated record
AUGCAGAAAUGUAAAGACCAUUAUUACUAGGAGCAGUCAGGUAAGCAGACGUUUUUAGCCAACCUCCUUUUUUGUGAGUGUGUUUACUCAUAAUGUUAUACAUCUCCUGCCCUGAAAAAGCUCUGAGGAUUUCCUGCUGCAAAUGAUUUGGCAGCCCAGCUUUGACACCAUUUGUAUGACAUGCAGCCAGACAAGGACCUAAACCCUGACACAGAUGACCUUCCACUCCGAGCCAAUACUAACCACAUAUUUGUCAGACAUUAUGUGUUGGACCUGACACUUCAUUUUGACAGGAGGGUCAUCAGUGGUAGUGUCGUUCUGUUCCUAGAGCCUUUCUCUGGAUCGGGGUCUAAGACUGAGGAUGGCAUUGGACCUGGAAUUUGCACUAUAGGGGCCGGAAGGAGUCACGAUGUAUAUGUGUGCAGAUCUCAUGAUGAGGACACAGUGGAGGAGGGUACAGAAGGAAUUGGGAAGGCUACACCAAAGGUGGAGAAGAUGCUUGGCACUGGAGAAAAAGAUGGAGCUGAAUUUCAGGCUCUGUCUGGCGCAGGGCCACAGAUUCCAGCUGAAACCAAAAUGAUUCAGUCUUCACAUUUGUGGGAAACAACUGCUGAUGGUGAUUUCACCUUAGUGCUGGACUGCUGUGACCUCCAUGUGUCAAAGGUGGAAGAGGUGGACAUCUCCUCUCUGUCGGCCAUGUCUGGCCUCCAACCAGAGUUUGCAUCUGAGAGUUCAGGUAUCGGAUUAGUGAACCCACAAACAGCCUUUAUUCAGAACCUUAUCUCUAUGCCCUCUGACCAGUGGAAGCAGAAGCACCAGCUCUUUUCGCUGUUCAGCCAUGCCCCUGGUGCUCAGGAUUGCUGCUCACUGCAAUUUUAUAGAGACCAGUGGAGCCUGCAGGUGAGGAAGAAAGGGGUCGCCUCACCUCAGGAGUUUCCUCGUGCUCUCAGGAUCUGCUAUGAGACAAGACCAACAGGAGGCUCCGUGAGGUGGACCAAGGACCAGGACAACAGGGUGUGUGUUUACACCGCCGGUUCUCCCAUCAACAACCGAGCCCUCUUCCCCUGCCAGGAGCCGCCUGUUGCCAUGUCAACAUGGCAGGCAACAGUGCGGGCCCCCAGUGAGUGUGUGGUUUUGAUGAGCGGGGAGGAGGAGGCUGUACCUUUUGGGGACGGGAACACAAGCUUGUUAAUUUGGAAUUACUACGUCACUAUGCCCAUGCCCGCCUCCACCUUCACCUUGGCAGUGGGCCACUGGCACCAAGUCCCAGCAGAAAUUGCUCCAGCAGUGGAAAGAGGGCUGAAGACAGAUUGUAGUGAGACUGCCAAACUCGGGGCUAGACCCGGGGAAUGGGCCCAGGCUGACCAAAUGUCUGGACAUAGGAGCUCCAUCAGUGAAGUAGUAAAGGGCUCUCCACUCAAGACUGGCAGCAGCCCAGCUGUAGCGUGCUGCCGGCAGCAGAAAUCUCCCGCUACAAGGAAGGCCUUUAUUUUCAGUGAGUGGCUGGAAGGAAACUUGGAUUUCGCUCAAAUCCUUUGGAAGGGUUCUGAUGCAGCGGAUGGAGUUAGUGAUGGACUGGAUUUAGGCGGAAACCAGACCACCCACUCAGACUCUGCACUCUGUUGCUCUUCCCUUGAGGAUGAGACGCACUCUGUAACUGAUUAUUCAGGCAUAGUGGAUGACAGCAUCUCUUGUUCCCAUGACGACUACCCUUGCCGAUUUACUGAGGAGUCGGCUAGGUCCCAGCGGGUGAUCCCGCACCGUGUGUUUGGCCCCGUCAGCUUGCUGCAGAAGGCCCAGAUGGGAGCCCUUAAACUGUUGCCUCGUUGUUUGGCUGCAGCUCACACCGUUCUGGGGGUCCAUCCUUUUCCCCGCCUUGAUGUUCUCAUCGUCCCAGCAGGCUUCUCAAGUCUAGGCAUGGCCAGCCCCCAUAUUAUGUUCCUUUCCCAGAGUGUGUUGUGCGCUGGGAGUCCUGGUACUGAAGAGAAGAGCCUGUCCCUGUGUGGGUCCAGAAUUUGCCAUGAGAUCGCCCACUCCUGGUUUGGCCUGGUUAUCGGAGCCCGAGACUGGACUGAGGAAUGGAUCAGCGAGGGCUUUGCCACCUACUUGGAGGACAUUAUUUGGGCCCAAGCACAAAAACUCCCCUUACAAGAGACGGCAGAACAGUCUGACUUGAAGGCUCUGCUGAGGUGGAGACGGCUCUCUGAUGAGUUGCAGAACUCAGAAGAGGCACUUCAAAUCCUCAGGCCAAACAUGGAGAACACUGGUCAGGUCAGUGACUCUGGCUCAUCUACAGUUAAACAUGCCCUCAACCCAGACAAAACCUUCAUGCAAGUCCACUACCUCAAGGGUUACUUCCUUCUCAGGUUCUUGGCCAGUCAAGUAGGAGAGCAACAAUUCAUCAAUUUCUUCAGAUUAUUCGUGAAGAAAUACCAUGGGCAACUCAUUUUGUCUCAGGAUUUUCUGCAAAUGCUGCUGAUUACCUUUCCUGACUUGGAGAGAGAAGGCCUCACCAUCAGUGCUAUUCAUGCUGACUGGCUCGAUCGACCGGGGAUUCCAAAGUGGCUGUAUGAAAGAAGCGCCGUGUGGUCACAGGCAAGACUGGUGGAAGAAGUCAAAGCAGAGGUUGUAAAAUGGAUUCUCCUCAGUCAGAGCCAUCAGGGGAAGGGCAGAAAGCGGAAGAGAAUAGAGCCCAAGGUGAACUACAAAGAGUUGACGUCGGAGCAGCUAGUGGUGCUUUUGGAGCUUCUGCUGGAGGAAGAGGAGCUCAGCGUGCCCACAAUGCUCGCUCUGCAGAGAACUUACAGCCUACAGAAUCAAGAUGCUGAGGUGCAACAUCGCUGGUGUGAGCUGGUGGUCAAACAUGCGUACACUCAGGCUUAUCGAGACGUGGAACACUUUCUGGUUCAUUAUCAGGCCAUGGGUGUGUAUCUGUAUGGCGAGCUGAUGGUUCAGGAGGACCCUCAGCAGCAGGCUCUGGCCCGUCGCUGCCUCUCUCUGGUCCAGGAAGAAAUGGACCAAUCAGCACGCAGAGUGGUGGAAGAGAUGGUCCUAUGAUGUAAGAGAUUUCAUCUGCAGACAGAGAUGAUAGGAGCUUGGCACACUCCCAUCCGGGUACGAGGGUCCAGCACUCACCUCCUUUUCCUCUGUAAGAGACGAGACGCUGCAGAAUCACUCGACAGUGUGGACACCAGAAGGCUCACUCUACAACCAAGGCCAACUGGCAGUGUUCAGAGCACAGCAGCUCUGUCCAUUCAAGUCCAAAGAAAUAACGUUCUGUGAACAAAGUAACAAUACAAACUCUUUCUAUAAAGAUGCUAUGUUGUUUUACGACAUUAUUGCUGUGGUAUGAGAGCAAAAUGACAUCAUGUUUAAAAUGAUAGAGGGAUAUUUCCUGGAUAAAAACACUGCACAGCCAUCGUUGUUUAAAGAUCCUGAGCUGCUGUGUUUAAAUGAGUCUCACUGUGUGUGUGUGUGUGUGUGUGUGUGUGUGUGUGUGUGUGUGUAUGUGUGUGUGUGUGUGUGUGUGUGUGUGUGUGUGUGUGUGUGUGUGUGUGUGUGUGUGUGUGUGUGUGUGUGUGUGUGUUUAGUCUGAAACCAUGGUCUGGUUCUUAAGAGUUUAGACAAAAAAUACUUUCAGGUGAGUCGUAUUUUUAUACAUAACAAAUUACUUGUGUAAUGACAUUGGAAAACAUGUGUAAAUGAAGUUUUUUAACAGCUGUGUUAAAAAAUGAUCAACUUUGGUACAUUGAAGUGAAAAACAUUUUCAUAAAAUAAACACUUUUCUAAAGCAUUCAUUGACGGAGGAAAACCUGGAGUUGUACAGCCUGCCUACUCAACAGAUUGUAUAUGCUAGGUUGAAUUAUUAGAGCCAGAUACAUUUUUCAGAAUUCAUAAACACAUGAUUAUGUAUAACGUAUUUCUGCAUAAAGCAUUGGUCCUUUGAUCCUGUCAUAAAUAAAGGUUGAGUGAAAUCCAAGUCAUUUAAAAAACCAGGUGAUAAUAUGUUUCAUUUCUGUAUUAAAAAAGUCACUGCACAAA